Messenger RNA from Saccoglossus kowalevskii, 2442 nucleotides. RefSeq lists its product as uncharacterized. Lineage: Eukaryota; Metazoa; Hemichordata; Enteropneusta; Harrimaniidae. The record is from RefSeq and is a predicted model, not a curated record.
AUGGAGGACUCAGAGAAAAUUGAGCGGGUCAAAUUAGAGCAUCCUUUACCAAAGGAAAUACAGCAAAUGAAACGAGAUGAUACAGUGUGUCAAUUCUGUGGUGUUAGUUACCUUAUACAUCGAGAAAUUAAAGAAUUAGAAAAUAAACUUGAAAAAUUAGAGAAAGAGCUUUGUAAAUAUAAAGGAAUAGAAGAGAGAGAAGCACAGUUGAAGAAUGAGUUACAGAUUUCACAAUGGAGCAACGAACAAUUGAAGAAAGAUUCCACACAAUUAGCAUCAAAACUUGCAGCUGUGACUGAAGAAAACACUGCCAAUAUAGCAGACUUAGAAAAACAAAGGAUUACAAAUAAAGAACUUGAAGAAAAACUUAACAAUCACCUAGAAAGUAGUGAACACAUAAAACUUCAACAUGAUCACCUCAAAAAAGUUCUUCCAGUUAUUAUGGGUAAUGUGAAACAACAAAAAUCAUCAUUACAAAACAUACAGACAUUUGUUGAACAGAGAAAUAAAGUUGUGAAUCAGUGUGUUGAACAGCUACAGAAAAUAGUUGAUCAUGUUGGGAAAAAUGAACUUGAGCAAAAAGACGAAUUACUGCAAAAAAUAUCAUUAUUAGAAAAACAAGUAACUGACUUUGAAGAAAGUAAAAACACUUUAGAAGCUGCCUUAAAAACAACUCAAGAAACAAUUCAAGGGUUGCGUGACUCCGAAAAUCAGCACAGACAGAGAGAACAAGAGUGUGAACGUUUAAACAGAGAAAUUCAAAAAUUUCGAAAUGAACUUGAGUCGGAACAUUCAAAAUGCAGAACAUUGUCUUCCGAAACUGCCCAGUACAAAGAAUUAUUAAAUCGUAAAACACAAGAAGUCGAUGACAUCAGCAUCCAAGUCAGAAAACGAGAUCAAAUAUCAGAACAGACUAUUGUGAAAUUACAACAAGAAUUGAAACACAAAAUUGAAGAAUUACAGUCAUCGGUGCUAGAAUGUCAGAAACUACGAAACAAGGCGCAGGAACAAGCCAGAUUGGAACAGGAUAGACAAAGGAAUAUUGCAAUGUCUAAGGGACAAACAGAAGAACUGAAAUCAGUAUUAUCAACUGUGCAAGAAGAGUUAGAAGGAUUAAAGUCUGAGAGGGAGUUAAUGAUUUCAUCGCACCAGAAUAGAAUUGAACAGCUAAAAGAAAGUUUCAAACAAAAACUAGCAGAAUCAGAGAAAUGGCCGUCAAAGAUGGUUGAUAACAUUCAAAAGGAAAGAGACAAAUGUGCUUGUGAGAAGAAAGCAUUAGAAGAAAAACUUAAAGAGUCAUUCACGAUGAUGGCGCUGUUUAGACCAGCAUGCUUUGACAACUGCUAUGAUUUUGUCUUUAAGGAGCUGGAAAUAGAGAAACAGAAACAUCAAGAGCUACUUGAUAAGUAUCAACGUGAAUAUGAAGAUCAAAUGAGUCAGCUGCGACAUGAAAUACGCAAUCAGAACAGUCAACAUCGAAUGGAAAUCAGUCGAAUGGAACGUCAGAUUAUUGAAGCAAAGCAUCAUGGGAUCAAUAAUGAAUCAUCUUUUAAAGGAGAGAUACAGAGUUUGAAGAAUAUCAUUAGUAAUUUAGAAGACAGUCUAGCUAAAUCAGGAACUGAAUGCGAUGAUGUCAUCACUGCGUUGAGAGCUGAGUUGAGAGAAGCAGAACUGGAUUUGUCGGGAACCAAAAAUGAACUAAAGCAGUUGGAAGACAAGUAUGAACAUGCUAAGGAAGAAGUCACUUUUCUUCAAGAUACUGUCAGACGAGAAUGUGAAGAGAGAUUUGAACUUACAGAAGCUUUGAGUGAAGCCAGGGAACAAUUGUUACAGAUUAACAGACCAUCAGGUGGUUAUGUAAAUAGUCCCAGGCCUUCAAAUCAAAAAACAUUUAUCAAAGAUCCUGGGAUUCUCAAGAGAAAAACUAGUUCUAGUAGUAUAAGUGGGACAGUUAGCAGUGAGAGUAUCACAAAUACUACGGUUGGUAGUCCAGUACUAGGCAAUAAUUUAGGUGGACACAAUGAGGGUGGCAGCAGUGGACAAAGUGCAGGGAAUGGAAUUCUGGGUGGUCAUGGGGGAAGUACCGGGAAACUUAGUGCACAAAGUGGAAUGCUCAGUGGACUGAGUGAUAGCUCAGGGAAGUUAAGUGGUCAAAGUGGAAGUUCUGGAAAGUUAAGUGGUCAAAGUGGAAGUUCUGGGAAGUUGAGUGGUCAUAGUGGAAGUUCUGGGAAGUUGAGUGGUCAUAGUGGAAGUUCUGGGAAGCAAAGUGGAGCACUUCACAGUGGAGGACAAGAGAAUGUUUUCCGCAUCAGGUCGAAUAAUGUCAGUGUUGGGUUUGAUGGAGUUGGUAUGCCACCGACUAAACCUGCCCAUGUUAAGCCCAAAGAGGGCAGUGUUGAUGACAGUCGUCAGAGAAUUGCUGCAGCUGUACGACGGAAAUAA